CUGGUUUUCUCCAGCCCUCUCAGAUAUCUUCACUUUCUGGUGCUUCUAAGGCGGGACUGAAAUUGGCGAUGACUUAGAACUGACUAGGGGAAAGUUGUUCUUCGUUGAGUGUAUAGUGAUGCUGUAUUCUCCUUUGCAGACAGGAUAAGUCUAUCGUUGGCUGUUGACAGUUUUCGUUUACAUAGAGCCCGGGGUUCAAAGCUUGCAUUCCUGUGAAUUCUGUGGCCAAAGAAAAAGGGAGGAUUAGUGGCUCCAUAAACUGCUUGUGGGCUUCCCUGGAGCAUGGGAUUGGGCUUUGUACACUCAUGGCUUGAUCUAACAGAACUUAUUUUAAAACGGUUUAGAGAUCUAACUUCCUCAGUCACAUUUUCUAUGGACUGUUUCUAUAAAUUCUCCUCUAUGUAUGCACACAUUUAAUUAUCCUUGAUUUUAGAAUGUGGUAGAUAUUAAGGCCAAUGCUUGGUAUCCUUAAACGAACUUGUUUGACACUUCUCUUCAAAGUCUAGCUUCUCAAAACAGGUGAAGGCCCACAAAAUGAGAUUGGGAGAAAGGUGGAGAUGGAAUGCAGAUUUCCAGGAAAGGAAAGGAAUUUACACUAUAUAGUCCAGCACUGCAGUGUAGAAUUCAUGGAUUGCCCAUUUUCGAAUAAUUAGCAGGCUUUUGGUAUGUUUCAUCUGCAACUUUGGCAUUUUUAUGCUGGAGACUGCCUUUAAAGAACACCACAAACAGCUUUCCUUUAGGAUGUUUGAAAGUGCAGGAAUGGGUUGUUAACUAGCUGUCAUGCUAAAAUAAGUGCUAAAUGACAUACAUAUGUGUUACACUGCCUUGAAUAUUUCAAAAUUCAGCCUGAAGCAUGUUUAUUAAAUUUUGGCCAGUUUAACAUGUCAAUGAAACCAAGAAUAUUUGUUUUUUAAUUGCUCCUUAGUUAUCCUUCAGCACAACAGAAACUAAGUCCAUUGUGAGCUCUAUCAGAAGUUGGAGGCUACUGAAAUUUGAAUAAGUAAUUUAAGUGGCAUGUUCCUGCUAGAAUGGAAGAAUCUCACUUCAACUCCUCACCGUAUUUCUGGCCAGCAGUGCCCACGGUCUCUGGACAGAUUGACAACAGUAUGUUCAUUAACAAGAUGAAGGAGCAGCUGUUGCCCUCCGAAAAGGGCUGUGGUCUGGCUCCUCCUCACUAUCCUACCUUACUGACUGUACCCACUUCUGUGGCCCUUCCCACCAACAUUUCUAUGGAUUCGGACACCAAGCCAGAACAGCUUACCCCACCCAGCCAGGCUUCAGUAACACAGAACAUCACAGUGGUACCUGUGCAGUCUACUGGGCUCAUGACAACAGGGCCUGGUCUGGUGAUAACUUCUCCCUCUGGAUCCCUGGUGACUACAGCCUCUUCUGUGCAAACCUUUCCCAUUUCUGCACCCAUGAUUGUCUCAGCUCUUCCUCCUGGUUCCCAGGCAGCUCUUCAAGUAGUACCUGACCUUUCUAAGAAAGGGACAGCCCUUGCAGUGGGUGGGGCAGUGAGUGCCACUGGAAGUAUAACCCCGAAAGCACCUAGGGGAAGGAAAAAGAAGCGGCUGCAGGAAACUGGCCUGCCGGAGAUGAGCGAUCCUUUUGUGUUACCGAAUGAAGAUGAAGAAGACCAGCACAAAGAUGGCAAGACAUACAGGUGCCGGAUGUGUUCCCUGACAUUUUACUCCAAGUCAGAAAUGCAGAUCCACUCCAAGUCCCACACCGAGGCAAAGCCACACAAGUGCCCCCACUGCUCCAAGAGUUUUGCGAACAGCUCCUACCUGGCCCAGCAUAUACGCAUCCAUUCAGGGGCCAAGCCCUACACCUGCAGCUACUGCCAGAAAGCCUUCCGCCAGCUCUCCCAUCUACAGCAGCACACACGGAUCCACUCCAAGCUCCACACGGCGAUUGUCAAGCCACACAAGUGCCCUCACUGCUCCAAGAGCUUCGCCAACACGUCCUACCUGGCCCAGCACCUCCGCAUCCACUCGGGGGUCAAACCCUACACGUGCCGUUACUGCCAGAAGGCGUUCCGCCAGCUCUCCCACCUACAGCAGCACACACGGAUUCAUACUGGAGAUCGGCCCUAUAAAUGCGCUCACCCUGGCUGUGAAAAGGCCUUCACACAACUUUCAAAUUUGCAGUCCCACAGAAGGCAGCACAACAAAGACAAACCCUUCAAGUGCCACAAUUGCCACCGAGCAUACACUGAUGCCACCUCGUUGGAGGUUCAUCUAGCCACUCACACAGUGAAGCAUGCCAAGAUUUACAACUGCUCCAUGUGCAAUCGGGCCUAUACCUCGGAAACAUAUCUGAUGAAACACAUGCGGAAACACAACAUCCCUGACCCCCAGCAACAGGUGGCUGUGGUCCAAGCCCAAGUCCAGGCUCAGUCACAGGCGUCACAGCAGCAGCAGCAGCAGCAGCAGCAGCACUUCCAAGCACAGGGCGGUGGAGCAGCGGGGGGUCCAUCCGGAGACAACCUGCCCAAUCCCCCCCCACAGUGUUCUUUUGACCUUACCCCUUAUAAAACUUCAGAGCACCACAAAGACAUCUGUCUGACGGUUAGCACCAGCACCAUCCAAGUGGAGCACCUUUCCAGCUCUUAGGGACCUUGGCUGAAGAGGGGAGUGGAAAACUUCUCCUGCAUCAUCUGUGCCCAAGGGCAGUUCUUUUGUGAUGGCCUCUCCUCACACAGCAGCUUAUGACAGCUUCCCCUCGGGGGAGGGAAAUGGGGAUUGUAUCUGUUUAGUGGCCACUCCUUGGCUUUACCAUUAGUGCCUCAAGAGGCACAACCUCCCCCUGUAAAUGGGGGGCAGAACUCUCUUUGUGCAAGAAGAGGGCUCCUCCCUUUCAGCAAGCCUCUCUUGUUCAUUAAUGGAAACCCCCACUUUCUCUCUCACUUGAUAAGGUAUCCAGCAGAGAUGAGAAACAGAGGGGAUACCAGUGGAUGAAAGGGGCUUCAGCAGUGACUGAUUGCAGGUGAAUGAGGGCGUGCAACUGGGAGUCUUCUCAAGAUUCCCUUUGGGUGUAGACUGGAGAUCGGACCCCUCGUUUUGCCUUCCCCCACCCCCUCUUUCCUGUGAGCUGGAGGGAGGAAGGAUGGUUGCUCCUGUUCUAGGUAUCAAAUGUUACCCGGCUUACAAAACCCUGAAGAUAACAGGAUGUUGCUGGUGACUGACAUCUGUGUCUGCAUAAUCCAUUACUGUAGGGGGCUGUGGAGGGUGGGGUGCCUAAUCUUUUCCCAGCCAACUUCAGGAAGAAUUAGUGAGGGAUGGGAAGGUGGGUACUGCAGCUUAGAAACUUCUGUGGUUUAACCUCCACCUGCUGCAGGCAUCAAGUCUAAACCAAAAAAAAAUCGCCUAGUGGUAAGAGUGCCAAAAUGAACCCUCCCCCCAAAAGAGAGCUGAGGGUUGUUUUUCUGUCUUCACUCCCCUCCCCCCCUUUGCCCCAUAAAUGCAGUCUGGAACCCAAGGCUCAAAGGAGAUCUUUGGGGGGAAGCCCCUGGGGAAGGGAACUGCUGAGCUACUUCUCUCUAUGUGCGGCCCAGAUGCUUCCUUCACUCUCCUCCUUACCAAGCCAGACUGGAUAUGAGAUGGCUGUAGUGUGGUGACACUUGGAGAGCAAGAAUCAGAGGAAUCUUCCAGGGGGUGAACAGUGGAGAAGAGGAGAUGGUGGAAACUAUCACUCCUGAACUGCAGAGAGAGACCAGUUAGAAGGGAAAAAUUCCCAAGCAACAGACUCGAGCCCUCUCCCCACUUGAAUUUAUAUAUAAAUAUAUAUAUAUAAAUCUAUAUACAGAUAGUUGGAUAGAUAUAUCUAUUCACACCUCAACCCCAUCCAGCCUGCUCUGUCCUUGCUGUAACUGUUUCUAUCCAUGUUUAUAAAACUGCAUUAUCCUUGCACACUUCAGUCCUUGAUUUUUAGCCCUCAUACUCAGUUCCUAUCUUCAUCUUCAAAGUAUUUUCCCCUUCUUGCUUUAAUCUUGUAGUUUCCUGUUCCAUCAUUUCAAUAUUCUGGUUAUCACUUGGUCCACAGAGGCACAAAAAGACGCCCCCAAAAUCUAAUUGGGAUUUAAGUGGGAAAAAAUGUCUCUAGUAGGCCUGCAAAUACUGUAGAUUAAGGGGUGGAGGAACUCUUAUUUUCAAAUAUUGGUGCAUAAAAACAAAUCGGUUCAGGUGCCUUUUCAAACAAAUGAAGAUUCUGCCCGUUGUUGGCAGUAGAUGGAUACCCAAGGCAAGAAUAUGAGGUUUGCUUGUUCUUCCCUCAGUCAUGAGAGAGAUUGUCUAGCAGAAGCAGGGCAGACUGCUUUCUGUGCAAACUGCACUGCUUUCCUGUGUGUUAAAAGCAGCACUGUGUGAAGACAAACUCGUAAGUGACUUGAUAAUCCCACACAGUUUGGGAUGGACCAGGACUGAUGGAUGUUCCUCCUUCCUGCCUCCCCCCUCCAGCCCACCCAAAGCCCUACUGAAAUCUAAAAGGUGCAUAAACAUUUCAAGAUUGUGCUUUGGCUGCAGGGAUUAUGGUGAACUUGAGUGUGUGUGCGUGUGCGUGUGCUGUUUCUAUGUUGGGCAUGGGUAUGAACUUUGUGUGUGCAUGUGUCCCUGCACUUUAUGUGUACAUGCACGUCUGGCAAAAUCCUGCACUUCCUUUCCCUCAGGGUAUGAAUUUUCUGGACCACGUAACACGUCCACGAUCAUUGUUACAAGCAUUGUAAGAGCUACAAGAGUUGUCUCCCGUGCUUUCUGAGUACAAGGCUGACAGAAUGAUGAGAGUGAGCAGACCUUGAUUCGGGGUUGUAACUGGUGGUUAUGUGCUAAUUUUUCUAGCUUGGGUACACUUGGCAGAAGAUCCUCACAUUCAGGAGAGACAUUGAUUUUUUUUCCAGAAGCUUCCUUUUUUGUUACCAUACUAAUGGCUUGAAGGGCCACGUAAAAUGAAACAGGGAGGGUUCUUUUCCUGACAGGGCAGUGGAAAAGCUAAGGUUGGGGGCAGGCAAUAACUUUUUAUGAAUCUGCACUGAGAACACUGCUAAUACUUGGGGCACACAUAAUCUGUACACCUUUGCUAGUUAUGUCCUCUGGUUAACAGGUCACUCCUGCACAGGAGAAUGCAUGUACAGUGCAUAUUGGUGUGCUUUCAUAUACUUAAUUUGGGUCUGUGAAAGAUGAGAGUUACACCCUUCAGUACUUCAAAAGUGAGAAAAGUGUAUCCGUCACCUUAAGAACAGGGAUAAAGAGUGAGAGUAUACUAGAGCCACCAUUCUUGCCUGCUCUAAGGUUCACGUUAGAACUGUGAGCAUGCAGCUUCUUCCAUGAGGAUAAAACGUAAGCGCCUGACAUGUCACAUUUAUCCUUCACUGUGCAGAUUGUGAGGGGCCGAGAAUAUUGUCCUCCACGGGCCAUUGGCAUGGAGAUCUGUGGCCACCAUUCGCUCUUAAGCAAAAGCCUGAGGGAAAUUGCCACAUCGGUGACGGAAGUUAAAAUGUAGGAAUACACCGUCAGGCUGAGUUGGUGGGGAAUAUAACGAUAGCUUGCCUAUGUGGGAAGAGACUUCCUUUUGCCCAUAUCUAACAUGAAGUUUUUUGGAUCAGUAUUCUGACUUCUAAGCUACUCCAGAGAGGAGAUUAUAGAAAAAUGAAGCUUGGGUGAUAGAAUUCCACAAAUUUCCUUAAGGUGGUAGAUAAAGCACUUUUCCACAGAUGCAGUGUUAAAGAUAGCCAAUAGACACCCCCCCCCCAAGUUAAGAAAUGCCAAAUGAUGUUGAGGCACAUUGGGCAAUGUUUGUGCUUUCCUCAAUUUCCCAUCUUCAGUGAAGAGGACUGGCCACUGAAUGUUAAGGAGACAAUUCUGUUUGCUCUUACCUUUUCAAAUUGCCACAUUGGUUCAGUGUGGGUAACUUUCAGCUGUUCUUAAGAAUCUUUCAUAUUGCAUUUCCCAGAGGAAGGGGGGUAUUUUAAAUUUCCAACCUUAAUAUUGCAUUAGAACUUUUUGUAUUUAAUUUCAUUACUUUUUUUAAAGAAUAAAUUCCAAAAGCCCUCUUAAUGUUAAUGAAA
This is a messenger RNA of Candoia aspera, 6061 nucleotides long. It is a transcript of the gene ZNF384, whose product is annotated as zinc finger protein 384. Gene Ontology annotation, molecular function: DNA-binding transcription repressor activity, RNA polymerase II-specific; RNA polymerase II cis-regulatory region sequence-specific DNA binding. The transcript is spliced from 9 exons. The coding region runs from base 1029 to 2615 and encodes 528 amino acids. Gene Ontology annotation, cellular component: nucleoplasm; nucleus. The record is from RefSeq and is a predicted model, not a curated record. Gene Ontology annotation, biological process: regulation of transcription by RNA polymerase II. Lineage: Eukaryota; Metazoa; Chordata; Lepidosauria; Squamata; Candoiidae.